This is a messenger RNA of Bathycoccus prasinos, 4050 nucleotides long. RefSeq lists its product with no specific name. Gene Ontology annotation, biological process: regulation of DNA-templated transcription. Gene Ontology annotation, molecular function: chromatin DNA binding; histone binding. Lineage: Eukaryota; Viridiplantae; Chlorophyta; Mamiellophyceae; Mamiellales; Bathycoccaceae. The coding region runs from base 1 to 4050 and encodes 1349 amino acids. The record is from RefSeq and is a predicted model, not a curated record. The transcript has a single exon. Gene Ontology annotation, cellular component: nucleus.
AUGUUCUUUGGUGGCGGACGCGGGGAGUAUUAUUCCGACGAUGGCGACGACGACGAAGAAGAACGAGAUCUAGAAGAAAAAAUUCGGAAUCAUCAUCAUCAUUUUCAAGCCGGAGAAAGAGCAUCCGGAGGAGGAGGAGGACAAAGAGAAAACCACCACGCAGGCGAUCCGAAAACGACGACGACGACGGAACAAGAGGAAGUGAACGAAACGUUGACGAACGUGUUUCAAGGGUACGAGACGAAAUCGUUACCGUUCGAGACGAUACCACAUCCGUGUAAAGUGGUCGAGUCGUCCUCUUUAAACGCCGUGGCGUUGCCGAAACUCACCUAUCCUCUCGUUUCCGAGUUGAUUGAGAAUCGAAAACUGUCCGGCUUGCAACUCGAAGGCGUCGCGUACGCGUGUCAAAAACACCAAGAGUAUUUAGAAGAUGGCAGACGACGAGCGGGGUUUUUUAUCGGCGACGGUGCGGGUAUUGGUAAAGGGAGGCAAAUUGCCGGCGUCAUUUUCGAUAAUUAUUGCAGAGGAAGAAGAAGACACGUUUGGGUGUCCACGUCGAUCGAUUUGGCGCGAGACGCGAUGAGAGAUUUAACCGACUUGGGGUGCCACGCGAAGAUCAUAAGAAACGUUCAAGAGCUGGAUAACCAGACCAAAGCGACUGGGUUGAGUCGCGACUUUCAGGAAGGUAUUUUGUUUACCACAUAUUCGACGCUCGUGAGCGCUACCGGGAAGUACGACAGGUUCCAACAGAUUAUCGAUUGGUUCGGCGAAGGCGAGGACGGGAACGGCUGUUUGGUUUUCGACGAAUGUCAUAAAGCCAAGAAUUCGGGGCACUUCGCGGGCGCGGGAAAAAAGUCGAGCAGCGAUAAUGGGAGUCAAACGGCAAAGGCUGUCAGAGAGAUGCAAGAGAUGUGUCCGGAAGCCAGAGUUUUGUACUGCUCGGCGACGGGCGUUUCGGAGAUUGGAAACAUGGCGUACAUGGAACGUAUGGGCUUUUGGGGUCCGUCGACGCCCUUCAAAGAUGCCGAGACCUUCAUCAAGAAAUUGCAAGACAGAGGCGUAGGUUUUCUUGAGAUGCUCGCGAUUGAGAUGAAAGCCGGUGGAAAGUAUGUCGCGAGAGCGCUUUCCUUCGAAGAAGCGGAAUUUCGCACGGAAACUGUGAAAAUUACCGCUCAACAGAGGGCGAUGUACGACUCGGCGUGCCAAAUUUGGCAAGACGUUCGCGUAGAGUACGAGGAUUUAGCGCAUAAACGAGGCGAGAAGAGCGGGAUGUUCAUGAAAUUGUACUGGAGCGCGCAUCAAAGAUUCUUCAAGUUGUUAUGCGUGAGCUUCAAAAUCCCGUUCGUCGUCAAGGAGGUUGAGGAAGCUUUAGAAAGAGGCGAGUGCGCUUUAAUCGGUCUCCAAACAACCGGCGAAGCGCAAGAUACGCGUUUGAACUUACAAUACGGAUUCGAAAGCGAUGUCCCAACCUCCACGACGCAAGAAAUUUUGAGACAGUUCAUUAUGGAACACUUCAAGACGGACGUCAAUGGCAAAUCGAACGGAACCGCUGAGGAGCAAGAAGCGGUGAAACUCUUACCCGUCGCCGAUCUUCCGGAUGGUUGGAAACAAAGAGCAGACGGAACUAUCACCGGUCCUCGAACGCACGAGGAAGCGUACAAGGUCAAAGAAGCGCUCUUAAAGCGCGUAGAAGAGCUGGAUUUACCCCCUAAUUUCCUCGACGACUUAAUCGAUAAACUCGGCGGCGUCGAGAAAGUAGCCGAGAUGACAGGCAGGCGUGCUAGAAUGGUGCGACACUCGAUUGGUGAAGAAUCUGGACUGACGUACGAACCAAGAUUUGCGGUGCCACCAGUCUCGGACGACGGGCGGCAUUUACUCGCAUCGGCGAGUAAUAACAACAAGGACAAGUUCGCAUCGGAAAUGGAUAGCAUCAAUAUUCGAGAAGCCAAGUGGUUUAUGGAGGGGAGUAAAUUGGUUGCCAUCAUUUCAGAUGCAGCUUCGACGGGAAUCUCACUGCACGCGAGCAAGAAAGUGCCGAACCAGAGGCGUCGCGUGCACAUCACCGUUGAAUUACCCUGGGCUGCGGAUAAAGCAAUCCAGCAACUUGGACGGUCGCAUCGCUCGAAUCAAGCACAGGGCCCGUUAUAUGUUAUGGUCUCAACUGAUAUUGGGGGUGAACGGCGCUUUGUAUCUGCUGUCGCGAGACGUUUGCAAAGUCUCGGCGCGCUCACCCGCGGCGAUCGACGCGCGGCGACUGGUGUCGAUUUGAGCGAUGGUAACGUGGACUCUUUCCUCGGGAAACGAUCUUUGCAAAUUAUGUUUGAUGCGCUCAACGCGCAGGUCGACAACGAUACUUUCGAUUUCAAAUUACCGACGGGCGUUUCCUUGCAAAGUGUUUGGAAACACGCCGGGUUGAGUGACGACGAAUACCAACGUAAGAUUUCUGAAGAAACAAUUGAGAGCGGUAAAUCGCUGAGAGAUAUUUACGUGGAACUUUCACGCGCUGUUCUCGAGCUCGGCGAGAAAGGUGGUGAGAAAUCUUUGAUUACUGUUAGUGCGGUCAACGUGCGCAGAUUCUUAAAUAGGUUACUCGGCGUCCCGGUACUUCGUCAAAAUAUUCUGUUUGGAUUGUUCGGAGAUACGCUCCACGCCGUGAUAAAUGCCGCGAAACUUGAAGGUAGUUAUACCGAGGGAGUGAAUCAACUCGGCGGUCAACAUGUCGCGCUCGAUGGCAAAGCCAACCAAGUUGUUCUCACAGAACCGUUUCACGGUGCUCGCCUACUUAAGUCCAACUUUGUCUCCGAUCGUGGGUUAUCUUGGGAUCAAGCCUUUGAGAUGUACAAAACGAGCGGUUCGCGAUACCCCCGCGAUGGAUUUUAUUUCAAAAAGAAAAAGUGGUAUGGCAGGCGCGAAAUUAUGUUAGUGUUCACAGCCCCUGGUACCGAUGAACUCGAAGUAGAAAUUUACAGACCGAAUAUGGGGAGAGUUCAACCCAACCAUAAUCGCUUCGAUUUCAUGGCAGACAACACUCGAAUCGAAGACAAAGACCCCGGGUGGUUGAUUGAAUCUAAAGCCAAAGAAGAGUGGGAUUUUACGUACGACAAGACCGAAUUCGGCUGCAAACAUUACGGGAAGUGCCAAAACGCCCAAAGCGGUAUACAUUGCAAUUAUGGAAGUCGAGCUGAGCGAUGCUGCAUCGUCAACGGUGCCGUCGUGUCCAUGUGGAAAGAGCUCGAAACAGUUUUGCGACGACAUCAGUCGAGUGUUCUUUUCCGUGACCGACACAUGCGCGUCGUACGCGUGGAAACUAACCUUAAGAAGCGACAAGAAGAGGCGCAGACGACGGCCGUCGCGGCGUUACUCCCCGAUUCAAACGGAAGCGAUCAACAAGAACAAAACCCCGAGGACUUUUCGUUAAACGAAACGAACAACGGAACUGACGAAAUGUUCGAGAUAGUUGGUAUUCGAUAUCCCGAAAAAUUACUCCCGCUGGUCGUCGCUGCCGCCGAGAAAAAUUGGGAGGAAAAAAAGAAAAAAGGCGCGGAAAUUAAAGGUCGCAUGUCGUUGAAAAAAGACGACGUGACGCCUAUUGAUCCAUUCUCGUACAAGAAAGCGACGACGCAGCAAAAAACCAUGAAGAACUUUUUCAAAUCCUCCGGGAAUAAAAAAACAACCAGUUUCUUGAACUGGGACGAUUUUGAAGACGAGGAGAACGCGCCCGAGAAGAACAAAAAGACCGCACCUUUGUUGACUGCGGCCGCAUCUAAUGCAGCUGCCACCGACGAUGCAUCGAAAAAGUCAAAUGUCCGCGAUAAAAGCGUCUCGUCCUCUGCGCGCAUCCAAGACUUUUUCAAAAGGUUACCCGCCGAAGUGGCGGAUUUGGAAAACUUGGUGAAGAAACAGAAAACGAGCGAAGAGGCGCGGGAGCGAAAACGUUUAUUAGCUAAAUCUCCAACGCCAAUUCCUUUGAAAGAAAGCAUCGAAAGGGACGGCAGAACGAACGCAUCAAUACCACCACCACCACAAGUUGAGUACAUAGAAAUUGAUUGA